UGCCAGGUGUUCCAUAUCUGCCAGGACCGCGCCCUCAGGCGCCAACAGGACUCCUUCCUGUGCCCCAACGGUACCAUCUUCAACCAGCAGUACCUGGUAUGUGACUGGUGGUUCAACGUGGACUGUUCUCAAGCUGAGAGCUUCUACUCCGUCAACGAGCUCAUCGGAGUCGUUCCCGACGCCGGAUACGCCUAUGGCGCUGCCGUUAAUGGCAACGGCAACGGCUUCAACGGCAGGAAUGGAAACGGAGCCAACGGCAACGGCAGAAAGAAUGGCAACGGUGCCAAUGGCAACGGAGUAAACGGUAAUGGAAGCAACGGUUAUGGCUCUAACGGUAACGGAAUCGCUGGCAACGGCAACGGUAGCGGUUCCAAUGGCAACGGUGUUAAUGGCAACGGAAGCAACGGCAACGGCGUGAGCAACGGUAAUGGAAACGGAUCCCCCGUUGCUCCUUCCACCUCCUACGGCGCUCCCUUCUGAUCUGUCCGGCAGACUUCCUAUCUCUUUGCUGAAUACAUUGUUCCCAAAUACAAAAAUAUUUAUGUACAAUUUUCAAUAAAUAUGUAAGUAAU
Penaeus vannamei (Pacific white shrimp) is the source of this 572-nucleotide messenger RNA. Its product is annotated as pupal cuticle protein 36-like. Gene Ontology annotation, cellular component: extracellular region. Gene Ontology annotation, molecular function: chitin binding. The record is from RefSeq and is a predicted model, not a curated record. Lineage: Eukaryota; Metazoa; Arthropoda; Malacostraca; Decapoda; Penaeidae.